AUGGCCAUCGGAGACAUCGAGACAGCGCUCACUGAGCUGAAUGGCGCCCUGCGCACUGCCCUCAAGACUCUGGGCAGUGAUUGUAGGCAAGAGUUGACGCAGAGCCUGCACAGCCCAGAUGAACUCCCGGAAAAACACCUCUACGACUUGUCAACUGAGGCCGUUGAUUUGCUGCAGGAAACUAAGCUGCUGCUCGAACCGCGAACAGUCAUCCUUGCCGACCACUUUCUAGGCUCGGCCAACUGCAAGUGCUUGAAUGCUGCGGUCGAGCUGGACGUCCCCGACAUCCUUCAGCAGCAGGGCGCGCUCACCGUCGCCCAACUCGCCCAAGCAUGUGGCGCCCGCGAGGACAGGCUGAAACAGGUCAUGCGGGUUCUGCAGAGCGCAGGAAUUUUUUCCUAUGAGCAGGAUACUGCCGUCUACUCCAAUAACGAGUGCUCGACCCUGCUGCUCAAGGAUCACUGGACCGGCUGGAGGAACUGGGUUGACCUUUACGGCAACGAGUUCUACGACAUGGCGCGUGGGAUCCCAGCCUCCUGCCGCCAGGGCGAGAAGCGAAUGCCGUCUCAGAUCAACUUUGACACCGACUUGGAUAUGUUCUCCUGGUUUGCGGCACAGGGAUCGCUGGAUCGUGUGCACAGGACGCUGGGCGGCGGCGCCAUUGCACAAGCUCCGGGUAUCCUCGCAGACUAUCCCUGGGAGCAGGUCGCCGGUGGACUCAUUGUCGACAUUGGCGGUGGCGGCGGCGGGCUGAUUGCCAUGUUGCUCCGGAAGUUCCCAAAUCUGCGCGGUGGCAUCGUUGAUCGCCCCGAGGUUAUCAACCAAGCAGUUGCCAAUUUCUGUGACCCCGACGGCCUGUACCGAGACGUGGGAGACAGGGUCAGCACAGAAAACCUGCACGCUGGGGAUUUCUUCAAGGAGAUCCCCAGCUAUGAAGUGUAUUGCAUGAAAUGGUGUCUCCAUGACUGGAAGGACAAUGAUGUCGUCACUAUUUUGAAGAACAUUCGCAAAGCAAUUAUCCCUGGCCCAAAAUCAAGGCUUGUGCUGCUCGAGAUUUUGCUGAAAAAGGGCCGAUCCGGCCAUUUGUCUCGCAUGGCAGACCUGUCGGUGAUGAUGGCUGCAAAUGGUCUGGAGAGAGAAGAAUGGGAGUGGGAUUCUCUUGCUGCGCAGAGCGGUUGGAAAAUUGCCCACAAGUAUGAUUUGAGAAACGCUUGGCCCUGUGCCAUGGAAUUGGUACCGGUUUAG
Molecule: messenger RNA, 1245 nt
Organism: Metarhizium brunneum ARSEF 3297
Lineage: Eukaryota; Fungi; Ascomycota; Sordariomycetes; Hypocreales; Clavicipitaceae
Gene: aclM
Product: O-methyltransferase aclM
Molecular function (GO): O-methyltransferase activity
Source: RefSeq, a predicted model, not a curated record